Molecule: messenger RNA, 4993 nt
Organism: Calypte anna (Anna's hummingbird)
Lineage: Eukaryota; Metazoa; Chordata; Aves; Apodiformes; Trochilidae
Gene: SLC4A7
Product: solute carrier family 4 member 7
Exons: 26
Coding region: 45-3788 (1247 amino acids)
Biological process (GO): regulation of intracellular pH; bicarbonate transport; transmembrane transport
Cellular component (GO): plasma membrane; basolateral plasma membrane; apical plasma membrane
Molecular function (GO): monoatomic anion transmembrane transporter activity; solute:inorganic anion antiporter activity; sodium:bicarbonate symporter activity
Source: RefSeq, a predicted model, not a curated record
UACAGGGUCUCCUAGAAGGGCGUUCUCCGUCCCUGCGCAUCGGCAUGGAAGAAGCUCGGCCGGGGGAGGAAACGCAACCUGGUCAUGAUGAAGAAGCUGUUGUGGAUAUGGGCAAAAUUAGCUCUACUAUCAAUACAAACUUUGAGAAAGAAGAACUAGAGAGCCACAGAGCAGUGUAUAUUGGAGUUCACGUCCCACUUGGAAAGCAGGGCCGUCGACGGCACAGGCAUCGUGGGCACAGGCAUCACAGAAGAAAAAAAGAAAAAGAAACUGACAGAGAGGAUGGCCGAGAAUCUCCAUCAUAUGACACGCCAUCCCAAAGAGUGCAGUUUAUCUUGGGUACUGAAGAUGAUGAUGAACACAUUCCCCAUGAUCUUUUCACUGAAAUGGAUGAACUUUGCUUCAGGGAUGGAGAAGAAUAUGAAUGGAAAGAAACAGCUAGGUGGCUCAAGUUUGAAGAGGAUGUUGAAGAUGGUGGGGAUCGAUGGAGCAAACCCUAUGUAGCAACUCUGUCUCUACACAGUCUCUUUGAACUGCGAAGCUGCAUUCUGAAUGGGACGGUGAUGUUGGACAUGAGAGCAAACACACUAGAUGAGAUAGCAGAUAUGGUUUUGGACAACAUGAUUGCCUCUGGCCAGCUGGAUGAAUCCAUAAGAGAGAAUGUGAGAGAGGCUCUUCUAAAAAGGCACCAUCAUCAGAAUGAGAAGAAAUUCAGCAAUCGGAUUCCCUUGGUUCGAUCUUUUGCAGAUAUAGGCAAGAAACAUUCUGACCCUCACUUGCUUGAACGAAAUGGGGAAGGCCUUUCAGCCUCCCGCCACUCUUUGCGAACAGGUCUGUCUGCCUCAAAUAUUUCCCUGAGAGGAGAAAACCGUUUAUCAGUUCUUCUCAAUUACCUUCUUCCUUCUUCAAGAGCUGGAACCCCGGCAACCUCAAGGUGUACAACCCCUGUAACUACCCCUCAAAACACACCACCGUCCAGUCCUAUCUGCAGCCACCCGCCAACCACAACUUCCCAGCCAAGUCCACUUCAGGGCAAGGAAUUGCUGGUGUCACCUGCCAGGGGUGAUAUUCCUUCUGUGGUAAUUCACCCACCUGAGGAGGACUUAGAAAUGCAGGAAAGCCAGGAAAAGAAGACAGAGGAAAAUAUUGGCAAAACACCAGGUCUGUUAGCAUCUCCACAGUCAGCACCUGGAAAUUUAGACACUGGGAAGAGUGGAGAUGUUAAAGGUACUGGCACAGGAGGAAGCAGAGAGAACAGUACGGUUGAUUUUAGUAAGGUUGAUAUGAACUUCAUGAGGAAAAUUCCUUCAGGAGCAGAAGCAUCAAACGUGCUAGUGGGAGAAGUAGAUUUUUUAGAAAGACCAAUUAUUGCUUUUGUGAGGCUCUCCCCUGCUGUGCUUCUCUCAGGUCUGACAGAGGUUCCUGUUCCUACACGGUUUUUAUUUUUGUUACUGGGACCAGCAGGAAAAGCUCCACAGUACCAUGAAAUUGGAAGAUCAAUAGCGACUCUUAUGACAGAUGAUGUUUUCCAUGAUGUUGCCUAUAAAGCAAAAGACAGAAAUGAUUUAUUGUCAGGAAUUGAUGAAUUUCUAGACCAAGUGACAGUUCUGCCUCCAGGGGAAUGGGAUCCAUCCAUACGAAUUGAGCCACCAAAAAGUGUACCUUCCCAGGAGAAAAGGAAGGUACCUAAAUUUCCAAAUGGAACUACUCCUACAGGAGAGCCUCUCAAAGAAGAAGGCCAUCAUGCUGGACCAGAACUUGAGAGAACUGGAAGGCUUUUUGGUGGUUUGAUACUUGACAUCCAAAGGAAAGCACCUUUUUUCUUGAGUGACUUCAAGGAUGCAUUAAGCCUGCAGUGCCUGGCCUCGAUUCUUUUCCUAUACUGUGCCUGUAUGUCUCCUGUAAUCACUUUUGGAGGGCUCCUGGGAGAAGCUACACAAGGCAGAAUAAGUGCAAUAGAGUCUCUCUUUGGAGCCUCAUUAACUGGGAUUGCCUAUUCUCUCUUUGCUGGGCAACCUCUUACUAUUCUGGGGAGCACCGGACCAGUUCUAGUAUUCGAAAAAAUAUUAUUUAAAUUUUGCAGGGAUUAUGAUCUUUCCUACCUCUCCCUGCGAACUAGCAUUGGUCUGUGGACUGCUUUUUUAUGCAUUGUGCUUGUAGCCACAGAUGCCAGCAGCCUCGUGUGUUACAUUACUCGAUUUACUGAGGAAGCUUUUGCAGCCCUUAUAUGCAUCAUAUUUAUUUAUGAGGCAUUAGAAAAGCUUUUUCAUUUGGGAGAAGUGUACGCUUUCAAUAUGCACAAUGAUUUGGAUAAACUGACUUCAUACUCGUGUGUGUGUUCUGAGCCUGAGAAACCCAGCAAUGAAACUUUGGAGGCCUGGAAGAAAAUGAAUAAAUCUGUGGAAGACAUAGCAUGGAGUAACCUUACAGUUUCUGAAUGUCUAGAAUAUCAUGGUGUGUUUCAUGGAUCAGCUUGUGGCCAUCAUGGGCCAUAUAUUCCAGAUGUUCUCUUCUGGUCUGUCAUACUGUUCUUUACAACAUUUUUCCUCUCCUCUUUCCUUAAGCAGUUCAAGACCAAACGCUAUUUCCCAACAAAGGUGCGUUCUACCAUCAGUGACUUUGCAGUGUUUCUGACCAUAGUAAUCAUGGUUUUGAUUGACUAUCUUGUAGGAGUACCUUCUCCUAAGCUUCAUGUUCCAGAGAAGUUUGAACCCACCCGAAAAGACCGAGGAUGGUUCAUAGAUCCUCUUGGAAGCAAUCCUUGGUGGACACUUUUGGUAUCUGCUGUUCCUGCUUUACUCUGUACCAUUCUCAUUUUCAUGGAUCAACAAAUAACAGCUGUUAUUAUAAACAGGAAGGAGCAUAAGCUGAAGAAAGGCUGUGGUUAUCAUCUUGAUCUGCUCAUGGUUGGUGUUAUGUUGGGGAUAUGUUCUAUCAUGGGCUUACCAUGGUUUGUUGCUGCAACUGUUCUGUCUAUAAGUCAUGUUAAUAGCUUGAAAGUUGAAUCUGAAUGCUCAGCACCAGGAGAGCAACCAAAGUUUUUGGGAAUCCGGGAGCAGCGAGUGACAGGAUUGAUGAUUUUUGUCCUGAUGGGGCUGUCAGUGUUCAUGACAUCUGUGUUAAAGUUUAUUCCAAUGCCAGUUUUGUAUGGUGUCUUCCUUUACAUGGGAGUAUCUUCAUUAAAAGGCAUUCAGUUUUUUGACCGUAUAAAACUGUUUGGAAUGCCUGCCAAGCAUCAACCCGACCUGAUUUAUCUACGUUAUGUGCCACUCUGGAAGGUCCAUAUCUUUACAGUUGUUCAGCUCACUUGCCUAGUUCUGUUGUGGGUGAUUAAAGCCUCUGCAGCUGCUGUUGUUUUCCCUAUGAUGGUUCUAGCAUUAGUGUUCAUUCGCAAGCUCAUGGAUUUAUGUUUCACCAAAAGAGAGCUUAGCUGGCUUGAUGAUCUUAUGCCAGAAAGUAAAAAGAAGAAAGAAGAUGACAAAAAGAAAAAAGAAAAAGCAGAAGCAGAGAGAAUGCUUCAUACGGGGGACAGUGAAAGUGUGCACCUUUCAUAUGGAGGAGCAAAUUUGGAUUUUCCUGUAAAAAGUCUAAAAUACAGUGUUGAUCCCUCAGUUGUAAACAUAUCAGACGAAAUGGCCAAAACUGCACAGUGGAAGGCUCUUGCCAUGAGUACUGAGAAUGCCAAAGUAACCAGAGCUAACCUGAGCCCUGAAAAACCAGAAAGUGUGAAAAUAAAUGUGCAAGAUACACCUGUUGUGAAAUACGUGGAUGCUGAAACAUCUUUAUAGAACUGAACCAAUGGGAAUUGUGUGUAUUUGUGUGUGUAUAUACAUCACUGUAGGAUACUAUACCAUUGAAGUGUGAUUUCCAGUUUAAGGAGCAACAUGUAUUUAAUUCUGCCAUGGUUUGGGAACUGUAGAUAUGCUUGCAUAAUGAGAAGAUUUUCCUACAAAUAAGAUGAGUGGUAAUCACACUUCAGCUAUUUAUUUUAUUGGAAAUUUUAUUUUCAUUUUAAAAUAGGAAGACUGUAAUCAAUGCAUAUUAUUUUCAAUAAUCAGUACGUGCAUAAAAGUUAAAUCAGCUUUUGCUGAUGAUUACUGGUCCACAUUGCUUAAAAUUUUGCCAUACCUCUGUUUAUAAUGUGUGCUACAGAAGUUUGUUUUCCAUGCAGGCAAUUACUGCUUGUUUUUGCAGGGUAUAUACUUUUUUUUUUUGUGAUUUCAUAGAACAAAUAUUAACAUGUUGUUGACAAGAACUACUGUUUUAUGUCUCUACCACAUGCUAGUGUUUUCCGGAUUGUCUGUCCUGUUUCACUGAAGUGGCCUAGAAGCCUAAGUCAGGUGGUUAGUUUAUCCCUAAAAAUACAUAUAAAUGCCCUGUUCUGCUAUUUCUUACUCUUUUUCAUUUUCUUUUUCAAUUCACCUUGUUUUUUCAUUAUUGUCCAGUAGCAGUAUGAGUGCAGAAAUUGUUGUUACAGUCCCAAGUCAGUAUUUGCCAUUCUGGACAUUCCAUGUUUACACAACAGAAAUUGGAUUUACAUUUUUUGCAAUUUGGUCCAUAGGAAACUAGAAAUGUUACCAAACUACUACUUUUGAAUUCUUUUGUUCCUGCUUUUCCUUAUAUUUUUCCAUUGACUAUCAGAGUCUGAUUUACUCAGCUCUAAGACUGAAACCUUAGACUAUUUCAUGUCCCUAUCCAGUAUCUUUCUGGCUUAAUUGAUUUUUAAAUGUACUGUGUAUUUGAUUAAAUUAGCUGUAGUUUAUUUCUGUAAUAGAUUUAUGAUCAGUAUUAUUUUAUGGAUUACAAAUUGCUUGUGGUAUUUGUAUGUACAGUUCUGAUCCUCUCCAUUGUAAAGGGCAUAUAUGAUAGCACACCAACAUAUUUUUAAACAUUUUAUUUAUUUUAAUUAGUAAAAAUUUUUAUCAUGUAAGAUGAAUAAAAAAGUAAAUAUUCAUUUAUUAAAGUAAAUGGGAUUUUUUGAGGUUCACUGAUA